This is a messenger RNA of Pelodiscus sinensis (Chinese soft-shelled turtle), 2587 nucleotides long. It is a transcript of the gene PI15, whose product is annotated as peptidase inhibitor 15. The record is from RefSeq and is a predicted model, not a curated record. Gene Ontology annotation, cellular component: extracellular region. Lineage: Eukaryota; Metazoa; Chordata; Testudines; Trionychidae.
GCCCUUUCUGGAUCAUACAGACUGUAACAUAUAAAAGCUGUUAGUAACUCCUGUAGCCAGCAGCUUUCAAAACUAGCAGAGUUUUGUUCUUUGAGGGUUUGUAAUAAGACACAACCCUCAUUACAAGGGUUCAGACUACAACAUAAGAAAGACUUGUAUAAAUUGGGAUCACAAUAUAUUGUAUUCAGUUUUGGUAUUACACAGAGAUCUGCUCUCCUGCCUUACAGCUGAGCAACCCUGUGGCCUAGCUUCCUCCCUUGGCCCUAAAAUGACAGCAAUCUCUGCAAUCAGCUGUGUUUUCUUAUUUUUCAUUCUAUGUGAAACAAGUGCAAUAGCAUUACCCAAUUCCACUGACCUAUUCCUCUCAAACAAAAAUUUCACUGACUUUGAAGCAGCUUUGGCAGCUCACUUGGACUCCGGAAAAAUUCCCAAAGUCAGGCGGAAGCGAUACAUUUCACAGAAUGACAUGAUUGCCAUCCUUGAUUUUCAUAAUCAAGUCAGAGGCAAAGUCUUUCCACCUGCUUCAAACAUGGAGUAUAUGGUUUGGGAUGAAACUCUUGCGAAGUCUGCAGAGGCUUGGGCUGCAACAUGCAUUUGGGACCAUGGACCUUCCUACUUACUAAGAUUCUUGGGCCAAAACCUCUCUGUAAGAACUGGAAGGUAUCGAUCCAUUCUUCAGCUGGUAAAGCCAUGGUAUGAUGAAGUGAAAGACUAUGCAUUUCCAUAUCCUCAGGACUGCAACCCUAGAUGCCCACUCAGAUGCUAUGGACCCAUGUGCACACAUUAUACACAGAUGGUCUGGGCCACUUCCAAUCGGAUAGGCUGUGCAGUCCACACAUGCCACAAUAUGAAUGUCUGGGGAUCUGUUUGGCGGCGAGCUGUUUAUUUGGUAUGCAACUAUGCCCCAAAGGGCAACUGGAUUGGAGAAGCGCCAUAUAAAGUAGGAGUCCCAUGUUCUGCUUGCCCUCCUAGUUAUGGAGGAGCUUGUACUGACAAUCUUUGUUUUCCAGGAAUAACAUCAAACUACUUAUAUUGGUUUAAAUAAGUUAACAUAAGUUUACAUUAUUUUUAAAUAAUUUGUCUGAGUAACAAAAGCUUGUAUAUUGAAUUUUGCACAUAUUUUAUAUAUAUUUAUAUAGUAAUAAUACCCUUGUUUUCUUUGUAUAUGCUUUUGAACAAUUAGCUGUCAGAGUACAGUCUAGGUUCAUUUUUAACUCUUUGGAAUGUAUAACUACAAUUCUCUAUUUCAGGCCAUGAUCAUGUAGAGAAGGAUAAUCUUACAUCAUCUAAAGAAAGUGUAAUUUCCCAAAGAAUAUGUUCUAUUUGUUAUUAAAAGCAAAUUUAAAAGGUCACUGUCAACUUACAUCUAAAAUGUGAUCUUUCCCUUUGAGACUGGGUACAUUGCCUUCUUCUUAUAUACCCCACAUUGCCCUCACCUUGCAAACAAUUACUCCCAUUUCCAUUUAUGCUUACUCCUGCAUGGUUAAUCGGACUCUCUGAGCAAGUGUUAACACAUUUGUAGGAGGAACUCCAGCAUUCAGCAUUAUGUUAGCUUCCCUCUGCACAACAGUGACUAACUUAAGGUAUUUCAAGAGUUCAACACACAGAUGAUGCUAUCACCAAUGAUGCCUAUGUGGAGGAACACAAGUAAAGAAUAGGGAGCCACACUGGCCUUUGUACCACUAAGAAAUAUGAUGGAACUGAAAGUGUCCACCAUUCUGACUAAAACUUUGUCUAAACUAGAAAGUCGUAUCACUUCAACUAUACUGCAUGGUUAACAUUGCAUAGCCUGUUAGUGUUGAUGCAAUUAUACCAGUAUAAAGGCACUUUAUGCAGGUAUAGCUAAUCCUCUGCACAAUAGGAUCAGGCUAUUUCCUGAAAAGUGUUUUAAUAACUCAGUGAAGAAAAAUAUAUUUAUUCUCCUCCUAAAUAGCAAACUUAUUGUGGGAGCUAAGUAGAACAUUUAUGGAUAAAGGGACUACAGCUCAAACUAGAACACUGUUUAUAUGUAUAAUAGCUUGUCCUUAAUGGUAUGCAUAACAGACAGGAGUCCAAAUUCUUGCCCUCAGAUUCAUGUAAGCAACAAUAAUUAAAGUGGCAUUAAAGCAACAUUCAUUAAAGAGUUGUACCUUCAUGUUGCUGGACAGGGAAUACAAGUGAUCUCCCACAUUUCCACUCUGAGUGCACGUCUACACAGCAGUGUUAUUUUGGAAUAGCUGACAUUAUCAUGAAAUAACAUCGUCUGUGUAUACACUACAAGCAGUUAUUUCGACAAUGUCAAAAUAUUGGUGAGCUGGAGGAUUUCUUACUCCGACUCCUGUAACUCUCAUUUUACGAGGAGUAAGUUGGAGGAAGAGUGCUCUUUCUUGGUCUUCCUGCUCUGUAGACUGCACCAAAAGCCACAAUGAGCUAUUUUUACUUACUCUACGCAGUUCACAUAGCUCAAGUUGCAUAUUUGGCUUUAGCCCUGCUGUGUAGACAUACCCUCAUUGACAUAAAUAUGUUGGGCAGGAGUGGCAAGGCUGCCCCCUGCAGUUCCCUUGUGCUCUCUCUCCAGGCAAUCCAGCCCCAGCCAGUUCCCUUCUGC